Messenger RNA from Pieris napi, 961 nucleotides. Its product is annotated as chymotrypsin-1-like. Lineage: Eukaryota; Metazoa; Arthropoda; Insecta; Lepidoptera; Pieridae. The record is from RefSeq and is a predicted model, not a curated record. Gene Ontology annotation, molecular function: serine-type endopeptidase activity. The coding region runs from base 144 to 923 and encodes 259 amino acids. Gene Ontology annotation, biological process: proteolysis. The transcript has 5 exons.
AGUUACUUUUUCGAGUCAGACAUAUUUCAAAUAGAAAUCGUAUAUUUUGUUGGCCCUCGUGGACAAGUAAUUUAAAAUAAUAUUUUAAUACGUUUCAACUUCCUAAAUAGUAAAAAAAAAACUUUCUACUUCACUGUCAGGCCAUGUUUAAAGCACUAGUUAUAUUUUUAUUUUUGCUAUGGGAGGCGAGAGGAGAAACAAAUAAUGACCUGGAUUCUCGCGUGAUUGGUGGGGAGGACGCAGCUGAAGGCUCUGCACCCUUUAUAGUAUCGCUCAGACGUUUUAGACGCGGCCAGGGACGCGUGCAUGUCUGUGGUGGCUCCAUAUUAACUCAGAACUGGAUUUUAAGCGCUGGUCAUUGCACCUUCGGAGUCCCAACACACAAUAUCUUUGUAAGGGUUGGCACAAACAAACGCACUUCUGGUGGGAACUGGUACGGCGUACAUUCCAUCGUCAUUCACGAGAAUUUCAAUGCAAAUACAUUGAAGAAUGAUAUCUCACUUCUAAAGAUCUUUAGUUCUAUAGAGUUUGAUACUAACGUUCAACCAAUAAAGCUACCAACGAGUAAUAUAGACCCUGGAGUAAUGUGCAAACUUACGGGAUGGGGUAAGACUGAUUCACAGACAGCUCCUGAAAACCUUCAAGUGGUCUAUAAUUUAACUACAAUAUCUGUGGAAGAGUGCAAUAACAGGCUUGAUAACGUAUCUGAGAAAUUUCUUCCAAUCAUUGACAAACAGCUUUGCACAUUAAAUAAGGAAGGAAUGGGCUCGUGUCAAGGAGACUCUGGUGGACCCCUCAUUAGUGAUGGUGUACAAGUUGGCAUCGUUUCUUGGGGUGUUCCUUGUGCUAAGGGAAGACCUGAUGUUUCAACAAGAGUAUACAGUUACGUGAAAUGGAUAAAUAAUUACAUUUCAAAUGAAUAGUUAUAGUUUUGUUGUGUAAAUAAAAAUUUACGUUAUAA